This is a messenger RNA of Cryptococcus wingfieldii CBS 7118, 1599 nucleotides long. Its product is annotated as amino acid permease. Gene Ontology annotation, cellular component: membrane. The record is from RefSeq and is a predicted model, not a curated record. Gene Ontology annotation, biological process: transmembrane transport. Gene Ontology annotation, molecular function: transmembrane transporter activity. Bases 1 to 1599 code for a protein of 532 amino acids. The transcript is spliced from 14 exons. Lineage: Eukaryota; Fungi; Basidiomycota; Tremellomycetes; Tremellales; Cryptococcaceae.
AUGGCUGACGGCAAAUCCAAAUCCUCUCCCGACCUUCGCGACCUGUCGCCCGAAGUCCGCAAUGCGAGCUCAGACGGCGACGACGAUGCCGUCCUGGCGCAGCUUGGAUACAAGUCUGAGUUUAUCAGAGAAUUUGGCAACCUGGAGACUUUCAGUUUUGCCAUGAGUAUCAUGGGUAUGACUGCCUCUAUCGCCACUACUUUCACAACUCCCCUUUCAUUAGGAGGUGUUGCCUCUGUCGUGUGGUGCUGGUUUGCGGGUUCUAUCAUGAAUAUAUCUUUGGGUGCUUCAAUAGCUGAACUGGUCUCUGCAUACCCUACUGCUGGUGGUGUCUACACUGCUUCAUCUGCUCUGUGCCCACGGCGGUGGAGGCCCCUUGUCGGAUGGGUCACCGGUUACAUGAACACUUUGGGACAAAUUGCUGGUGUUGCUUCAACGGAAUGGGGUCUCUCAGGUAUGAUUCUUGCCGCCGUAGUGGUGUGCCGAGACGAUUAUGAGAUUGUAAACUGGCACCAGUUCCUUCUUUUCAUCGGGCUUCUGGCCAUACACGGUAUCCUGAACUCUCUCCCCACAGCCAGUCUUGCGCGCUUGACUAGAGGUUUCGUCUUCAUCAACAUCGGAGCUGCCAUCGUCAUCGUCAUUACCCUUCUCGCCUGCACCCCUCGAAGUGAAAUGCAUCCUGGGAGCUAUGUAUUUACUGAUGUGUCCAACAACUCUGGUUGGGCCAGUAAUGGGUUGGCGGUGGCUAUGGGACUGCUGUCCGUGCAAUGGACUAUGACGGAUUACGAUGCCGCUGCGCACAUUAGUGAGGAAGUCCACCGGGCUGCCAUCGCUGCUCCCGUGGCCAUCUUUGUAGCCGUCAUCAACACCGGUGCUAUCGGUUGGAUCCUCAACAUCGCUCUCUGCAUCUGUGCCGGCGACGUCGCCCAACUCCCCGGUCCAUCUGGAAAUGCCUUCCUGGGCAUCAUGCAGUUGCGCAUGGGUACGGCCGGUGCUAUGGUCCUCUGGUCAUUCACCUGCCUCGUCGCCACCUUUACCGUCCAAACUGCUCUUCAAGCCAACUCUAGAACCGUAUUCGCGUUUUCCCGGGACGGUGCUUUGCCGGAUAGGGGUCUCUUUGGUAUCGUGAAUGAGAAGACAAAGACACCGAUCUAUGCGGUAUGGCUGGUUGUCGGUAUCAGUGCGUUGAUGGGAUGUCUGUCCUUUGCGAGUUUGACGGCUGUGAAUGCUGUCUUCUCUAUGUGCGCUGUCGCCAUGGAUUUGUCUUAUAUCAUCCCGGUCAUCUGCCGAAGAGUCUUCGAAGGCCACCCCGAAGUUCAAUUCAAGCCUGGACCUUUCUACAUGGGCAAAUGGGGCUACCCUGUCAACAUCAUCAUGGUUCUCUGGACUCUGUUUGAAGUCACCAUCCUCUGCUUCCCCGAGACCUUCCCCCUCACAUGGGACACCUUCAACUACGCCGCCCCAAUUACCAUGGCCGUCAUGGCCCUCUCGCUCGUGUGGUACAUUGCCGCCGGCAGAAAAUGGUACGAAGGUCCAAGGAGCAAUCUUGAAGAGACCGAGACCGAACAAGCCUUCAAGCCUCAGCCUUUCGACGCUUAA